This is a messenger RNA of Manihot esculenta (cassava), 1996 nucleotides long. RefSeq names its product transcription factor bHLH67. The record is from RefSeq and is a predicted model, not a curated record. Gene Ontology annotation, biological process: guard cell differentiation. Bases 343 to 1530 code for a protein of 395 amino acids. Gene Ontology annotation, molecular function: protein dimerization activity; DNA-binding transcription factor activity. The transcript has 4 exons. Lineage: Eukaryota; Viridiplantae; Streptophyta; Magnoliopsida; Malpighiales; Euphorbiaceae.
AUAUAAUUAUAGCUGCAAUUACUAACAAAUCAUAGUUUACUAUUUGAACCAAAUAGAAAAAGGAUCUCUGUUACAGAUGAUGAGAAAAGUAGUUGAUGUACUAUUUUUGCAUGCAAGAGUCACUAUUCACCAAGCAACAACCAAGGGCGAGAUUGAAUGAAGACAGAAGUUAAAGGACUUAACUGCUUAUAAAAAAAUAUAUCAGAAGGCUAUUUAACAAUUAACCUAAAUCAAUGGGUCAAUUUGAAGCUUUCGGUAAGUUAUUGCUAUACUGUUCUUUUAGCUUCACAAUGGAAUGUUGAGAGAGAGAGAGAAUUUAAGGCUUACUUCUGCUCAGCUGUAAUGGAGAGGCGCCAAGCCCCCAUUGAUUCUUGUUUCUUAGGUGAAAAUUUGGAUGUAGAGGGCUUACAAGGAGGAUGUAUAAACACAGAAAGCUUGAGAUUUGAAGGAGAAGAAGAAGAACCUCUGUUCUUAAUGUCAAGUUUGGAAGACAGAAUGCCUUUUCCUCAAAUGCUACAAAGUGUAGAAUCCCCACCAUUUUUCCCCUUCAGAGAACCUAACUUUCAGACAUUAUUGAAACUUCAACACCUCACAAGGCCAUGGGAUAUGAACACAUACAUCAAUGAAACGAAAACCCAAGUUCAAGCUCUAGAGCUUGAAAGUUGUGUCACCCAUGACAUAUCUGAUUUACACUCACCAACCAAAUCUGAAACCAAAGGCCUUCAGAACCCACUUUCAGAUUCGUGUCUUGAAGAUGCAAGCCCCGAGUCUAACCAAAGACGAGCCAACUCAGUAGGCAAAGAACAAAACUCCUUGUUCCCGUGGACUCAGCCACAGAUCACACUUAACGAGACCAACUGCUCCAAACAUUCUCAGAUAGUCCCUAAGGAACGGAGAAAGCGAAAGCGAACAAGGAAAAUAAAGAACAAAGAAGAAGUAGAGACUCAGCGCAUGACCCACAUUGCCGUCGAACGCAACCGCCGUCGCCAAAUGAACGACCAUCUCAAUUCUCUCCGGUCUCUCAUGCCCUCCUCCUACGUUGAAAGGGGUGACCAAGCGUCGAUUGUAGGAGGUGCAAUAGACUUCGUGAGGCAGCUAGAGCAGCUUCUACAGUCUCUGGAAGCGCAAAAGAGAAUGAAAGAAAGGGAACCAGCAGCAACCCCCAUGGGCAUUUCGUCGAACGGAUUGUUUACACCGCAGGCAGAGUGUAAUAUCCAGAGGGAUAGUGGCAAUAGCGAAGAGGAAGCUAAAGUGAAGAGAAAAUCAGAGGCAGCUGUGAUAGAGGUGACAGCCGUACAAAACCAUGUAAAAUUGAAGAUUCAGUGUGAAAGGAGGACAGGCCAGUUGGUGAGAGCUAUCGCUGCAUUGGAGGAUCUUAGCCUUCUAGUUUUGGAGCUUAACAUCACGUCUUCCGAAACUUCUGUUCUUUACUCAUUCAAUCUUAAGAUAGAGGAUGACUGUAAGCUGGAAUCAGCGGAUGAAAUAGCAGCAACAGUUGAUCAAAUAUUCAGCACUACCAACGGCAGUUGAUUGGUCAAAUGAUACUAGUACGCAAGCCGACUCUAUGACCCUAAGUGUCCUUUACAGUGUAUUCAAAACGGACGAGAAAAGCUGGAACUGGGUUUUUGGGGAUGGUCGACGGGGAACAUAAACACAGGGUUGCUCCAUUAAUUGUCUCCAGGGCCACAAAGCAGACGAUGUUUACUGCUCAACUUCAUUAGAAAAUUUAAAAAGAAAAACUUGUAAUAUUAUCUGUUGACAGCGCUAGUUGGUAGAUAGCAUGGGCGUGAUUGGGAUGUUCCAUUGGUGGAGCUGAGCUUGCCUGCAGGUCAAAGAGUGGGGCUAUAUUAUAUUAAAUUGACUUUAUGGAUAUGGAUGUUUUAUCGCCAUAUAUUGUGCAGUUUUCUACUGCGCAUGCAGCCUGUUCUUCGUACCUCCUUUUCGACUUCAACUGGCUUUUGUACAAAUUCUAUUCCAUCGCUUCUGGGUUCUGCUU